This is a messenger RNA of Cebus imitator (Panamanian white-faced capuchin), 5574 nucleotides long. RefSeq names its product cilia and flagella associated protein 70 (gene CFAP70). Gene Ontology annotation, molecular function: protein binding. Lineage: Eukaryota; Metazoa; Chordata; Mammalia; Primates; Cebidae. Gene Ontology annotation, biological process: cilium movement; cilium assembly. The record is from RefSeq and is a predicted model, not a curated record. The transcript is spliced from 26 exons. Bases 2284 to 5559 code for a protein of 1091 amino acids. Gene Ontology annotation, cellular component: extracellular exosome; motile cilium.
ACAUUGCAGCACUGCACUCCAGCUUGGGUGACAGAGCAAGACUCCAUCUUAAAAAAAAAUUGUAACAGCCCUUGCCCUCAGGCACCCUACAGUUGAAUAGAGAAUAAUUAUGUUUAAGGAAGUGACACCUGUUAUUUAUCCUUGCUUGCCUAAGACCUUGAAGCAAAGUACUAAGUAGACCAAGAUCAUGAGUUAUUUCUGGAAGAACAGCUCCCUAUUAAAGAUUUGGUCCUAACCCCAACCUAUUAGGUGGAAAACGUGUGUCAUGUGCAAGUGGGUUAGCUGUCUCAGUGCAAAUUCAUCCACAACAGUCACUUGAGAAGAAAUCCAGAGAGAAACGCCUUAGUAGUGCCAUAGUAGUUUCAUUUUGAGAAUCUUUAUUACAUAUAACACUGCAACUUUCAAAAAAUAUUUCUCUUAAUUUAUAUAAUUGUAAUAUUAGUAGAAAUAACAAUUAUUUUAAAAUUUGAUUUAGUAACUCCAUAUCCUAGGCAAAGAGCUUCCCAGGGAGAGUGGUUAUGUGUGUGUAUAUAUUUUAAUAAUUUGUUUUGCAAUUAUCUCAAAUGUAUAGAAAAGUUGCCCAAACAGUGCAAGGAAGUCCCAUGUCCCCUUCACCCAGACUCCCAAAUAGUUAACACUUUAUUGCACUUGUUUCAUUGCUCACUGUGUAUUUGUGCAUGUGUGUGUAUACAUGUGUAUGUAUCCCUUGUUAGUCUUUUUCUGGACAUUUUGAGAGUCAAGAGAGCAUAUUGAAGAGAUAGUGUCUCAUCACUCCUAAACACACCAGUGUGUAUUUCCCCCUAAACAGGGACGCUUUCCUACCUAAAAACAAACUUCCUCAUCAGAAAAUCAGUAUUGGUACAACACUAACAUCCAAUUCAGAUGAGAUCAGGCACAUUCAGAGUGGUAUGCGAUUCACAGAGCUAAUUAACAUUUUACCCACUGUCCUAACAAUGUUGUUUUCCUUUCUGGUCCAAAAUGCUAUACAGAGAUACAUAUUGCAUUUAGUUGUCAUAUAGCCUCAGUCAGAGACAGUUCCCAGUCUUUCCUGUCUUUGGAUGGUCCACAACCUGAGUUCUUUUGAUGGUAGGAAAACCAAAAAGGAUGCUUUGUUUUUUUUAGUGUGUUUCACCAGGAGACUCACAAUGUAGACUCCUACCAACACUGGUGAUAUUAACCAUGAUCACCUGAUCAUGUUGGUUGCCACUGUUCUCUCCUCUGUAAUUGAGUAGUAUUCCUUGGGAGAAGCAUUCCAAAAUCACACCAAUAUUCCAUGCCUCAUAGAACAUCUACCCACCAGCCUUAUCGUUCAUUGAAGACUCCUGCCUGAAUCAUCCUCCUCAGUAGUUGUCAAAUGGUAGUUCUGUAUUUCCAUCCUUCUCUCUACACUUCUGGGUUGGCAUCCUGCUGUAGAAAGAGUUUUCCUUUUUCUCUGUAUCAACACGGACUUGCAUAUCCCUAUUUUAUUCAAAGGAUUGUAAUCCAUUAUUGUCGUCGUUUACUUUUAUGCUCAACUUGUCCCUCAUUUGGCCCAUGAGAGUCCCUUCAAGUUGGUUUUUAACCCUGAAACAUUUUAAAAUAUAUAUAUUGCCAAAAUUCAUCUACGUUGUGUGUGUGGCUGCAGUUCAUUAACUUCGACUGCUUGUAAUAUGCCAUUUUGUGACUAUACCACAGUUUGUUGGUCCACUCUUCCACUAUUCCGUCGACGGGCACUUGGGCUGUUUCCAGGUUAUUGCUACUGUGUUUUGCUAUUCUAGCUCUUUAAUGUUAAAUUUUGAAUGCAUUAAAAUUUCCAUUAACAUCAUAAACUUCAGGUCUGUUUAUUGUACAAAUAUUGAGAACCUGGAAGGAAGGUCAUUCUGUACUCUCAUCAACAGUGCAUACAGGCUCAUUUGAGAAAUAUUGUCUUAUUGCAUAUUUCAUGGAGAAAUACUUAAAUGAUGUUUUUAAAUCCAUUUAACAAAGGCCUUUUUCUUUAAAUAAGCUUCCUUUUGUUGUUUUCCCUCUUAUUAUGGAGAAAUAUUGAAAUAAAACAGUCGAGAAAGCGAAAUGUAAAGGUGGAAACUUCUGCCCUUAACCCAGACUUGCCAAGUUAAAGCAAACGCUGAAACAGCAGGGACUCGAAGUGAGGAGGCUGCAGCCUAUGCCACGGCGCAGGCGCAAAAGCUCAGUGUGACGCACCGUGCUCCGGGCCCCAGAAAGUUAUCGCGAGUCUUGGAAUAAGCUUGCUCCGAUUGCCAAAAAGACCAAAGAAAACCGGAGGAACUUUACCCAGUUGGUGAUAUGGAGCAAGUGCCAUCAACAGGCAGACUCGUGCAGAUCACUGUGACAGAGGGAUAUGAUUUGAAAGGUUUUAAAGGAGAUACUCCAGUUACCUUUAUUCGUGCAGAAUUCAAUCAAGUGGUUCUGGGAGACUCUGCAAAAAUUACUGUUUCUCCAGAAGGAACUGCAAAAUACAACUUCACUAGCAGUUUUGAGUUUAAUCUUGAAGGAGGAAUCACUUUAGAUGACCUCGCUCACAAACCUGUGUUCUUAACUGUGACUGAAGUUUUACCAAAGGAAAAGAAACAGAAAGAAGAAAAGACCUUAAUUCUUGGUCAAGCUGUGGUGGAUCUUCUUCCCUUACUGGAAGGACAGAGUUCAUUCCAAACAGCAGUUCCAUUGCACCCGGUGCAGGGCUCACCCUUAGAGACUCCUAGUUCAAGUGUUAAGCAGUGCAGUCUUGAAGUUAAAGUAUUAGUGGCAGAACCUUUACUGACUACAGCCCAGAUCUCAGGGGGCAAUCUACUGAAGGUCACAUUGGAGGCUGCUUACUCUGUGCCUGAAUCCUUCAUUCCAACAGGUCCUGGGCAGAACUACAUGGCCGGUCUGCAAGUGCCAUCAGUUGGAGAGAAAGACUAUCCCAUUUUAUUUAAGAAUGGAACUCUGAAGCUUGGAGGGGAAAGAGAACCUGUUCCCCGGCCCAAAAAGUGGCCAAUUGCCAACAUUCUGGCUCCAGGAGCUAAUAACAUUCCUGAUGCAUUCAUCGUUGGUGGUCCCUAUGAAGAAGAAGAUGGAGAACUCAACCAUCCUGAGGACAGAGAAUUUAGGAAUCAAGCAGAGUGCAUAAAGAAAAGGAUUAUUUGGGACUUGGAAAGUCGCUGCUACCUUGAUCCUCCUGCAGUGGUCAGUUUUCAGAAGCGAAUUGCCGAUUGCCGGCUUUGGCCUGUAGAGAUCACAAGAGUUCCUCUGAUUGCUGUAUCCAAAGGGAAAGCUGGCAAAACUGAAAAGGCUGAUGAAGAAGGUCAGCUUUCGUUUCAUGGUGUGGCUUAUGUUAAUAUGGUCCCAUUGUUGUAUCCAGGUGUGAAGAAAAUUCGGGGAGCUUUUCAGGUUUACCCUUACCUAGACAGUGUAGUCCAUGAAAAGACCAAGUGUUUAUUCAGCUUGUUCCGGGAUAUUGGCCAUCAUUUGAUUCAUAAUAAUAAAAUAGGAGGAAUUAAUUCUGUACUGCCCAAAGCAGCUGUUUCUAAGACUCUGAAAGAAGAUAAACCAGUGAAAGAAAAAGAUAUAGAUGGAAGGCCUAGGCCUGGAGAUAUGCAGGCACCUAGUAUAAAAUCUCAGAGCUCAGAUACUCCUUUGGAAGGUGAACCCCCUCUAAGUCACAAUCCUGAAGGACAGCAAUACAUAGAAGCAAGGACAUACAUUGUGUUAGAAAUUCAGCUGGACAAAGCCUUGGUUCCAAAGCGAAUGCCAGAGGAGCUAGCCAGAAGGGUUAAAGAAAUGAUUCCUCCAAGGCCUCCUCUUAUCCGUCGGACAGGAGGAGCUCAGAAGGCAGUGAGUGACUACCACAUACAGAUCAAGAAUAUUUCUAGAGCCAUUCUAGAUGAAUACUACAGAAUGUUUGGAAAACAGGUAGCCACACUGGAGAGUGAUAUGGAUAGUGAAACCUUGGAGGAGCAGAAGUGCCAGCUGAGCUAUGAACUUAAUUGCUCUGGAAAAUACUUUGCUUUCAAAGAACAACUCAAGCAUGCUGUGGUAAAGAUUGUGAGAGAGAAAUACUUAAAGACAACAUCAUUUGAAAGCCAGGAGGAACUGCAGACAUUUAUCAGUGAGCUCUAUGUGUUCUUAGUAGAUCAGAUGCAUGUAGCCCUAAACCAGACCAUGCCAGAAGAUGCCCAAGGCACUGUUGCAACCAUUUAUACAAGCAGUGAACAGCUUCGACUCUUUGCAUUUGAAGCAGAAGUCAAUGAGAACUUUGAAAUGGCAGCAGCAUAUUAUAAAGAGAGAUUGGUUCGUGAGCCCCAGAAUCUGGAUCACUGGUUGGACUAUGGUGCCUUCUGCCUCUUAACUGAAGACAACAUCAAAGCACAAGAGUGUUUUCGGAAAGCCCUUUCCCUCAACCAGAGUCAUAUCCACAGCUUGUUGCUGUGUGGUGUCCUGGCUGUCCUACUGGAGAACUAUGAGCAAGCAGAAAUUUUCUUUGAGGAUGCUACUUGCUUGGAACCAACUAAUGUUGUAGCCUGGACUUUACUUGGUUUGUACUAUGAAAUUCAAAACAACGAUAUUCGAAUGGACAUGGCAUUUCAUGAGGCCUCCAAACAGCUUCAGGCACGAAUGAUUCAGGCACAAGUAACAAAGCAAAAGAGCAUUGGUACUGUAGAGGACAUUGAGGAAGGAGGGAAGAGAGAAUCCAGUUUAGGCUCUUGGGGAAUCACAAAUGGUUCUGCAACAGCAAUCAAGAUGGAAGCCCCAGCAGGACCAGUUGCUACAUUAUCUAUUCUAGACAAAUUUCUUGAAGAAUCCUCCAAACUGCAGUCUGAUUCACAAGAACCCAUUUUGUCUACACAAGCUUGGGAUCCAAGUAUACACCAAAAUUUAUCUAACACAUUUAUCAAGGAGGUACCAACAAAGAAAGAAGUAUCAAAAUGCGAAGAUUCAUCAGCUCUUCUGCAUCCUGGCUUUCAUUAUGGUGCUUCUCAAACUACCACCAUCUUCAUGGAGACCAUACGUUUCUUGAUGAAAGUCAAGGCUGUGCAGUUUGUGCACAGAGUGCUUGCACAUGAGCUGUUAUGCCCUCAAGGAGGUCCCAGCUGUGAGUAUUACUUGGUGCUGGCCCAGACACACAUUCUUAAGAAGGACUUUGCCAAGGCAGAGGAAUACCUCCAACAAGCGGCCCAGAUGGACUACCUGAGCCCCAAUGUCUGGGGCCUGAAGGGCCAUCUCAAUUUUCUGAGUGGAAAUCAUGCCGAGGCCAAGGCAUGCUAUGAACGAACCAUUAGCUUUGUAGUGGAUGCUUCUGAGAUGCACUUCAUCUUCCUGCGACUGGGACUCAUCUAUCUGGAAGAGAAAGAGUAUGAAAAGGCAAAGAAAACCUACAUGCAAGCCUGUAAGAGAUCACCUUCAUGCCUUACCUGGCUAGGACUGGGAAUCGCCUGCUAUCGGCUGGACGAGCUCACAGAGGCUGAGGAUGCUCUCUCUGAAGCCAAUGCAUUGAACAACUACAAUGCUGAAGUAUGGGCAUAUCUGGCUCUGGUCUGCCUGAAAGUGAGUGUUUAUUAUCCUUACACAAUCCCCUUUUAGGGCACAGAGGUGAGG